AUGUCUAUCCCCCUCUCUCUCCCGGAGCUGCCAGCAUGGGCCGCCCAGCUAGCGGGCAUUCUGCCGCUCACAGGCCUGUUCGAGUUGAUUGAUGCUUCCGAAAAGCUGCAUUCGCUCGAGCUCGCUGCCGCGGUGCCUCUGUGGAACUGGCCCAUAACGCCGGCCAUGGCCCGAUCCCUAUUUUCCAACGACAACGUCGACGCGUGCUAUCUAGACUCUGUGAGGCAAUCCCAGACCUUGCAUUGCAUUGACGGCCGUUUCGGUGACCUAUACCCCUCCAGCACACCCACCACAUCUCUCAUGUGUGGACAGACGAGGAGGCCGGCCACGGUCAUCCCCAAUCAGUGGCUCGAGAAGGAGACGCCUCACGGACGCAGACAGAAACUCAAGGUGAUUGUAUUGAUGGAGAACCUUGACAAGCCCCAACCGCGCCUUUCCAUCUCCUCCAAUGCCCACCGUUGGAUGUCUAUCCUCGGAUGGCUCUGUUGGGCUGGCGCCAGCAUCACCUCCCUCUACGCCCGGCUGUACAUAGCUGCCGUGUACCUGGCCCUCAUCCCGUUGACGGGCGCCACCAUUGGCCUCACGCACGGGAAUGCUCCUCGCCAGCUCCUGGACACCACUCUCGACUACGAGCGCAUGGUCAUUGCGACCCACAGUCUGAAUGGGACUGCCUGGUACGCCUUUUACGGCGAGAGCAAGCUGCUCAACACUCUGCUAAACAGGCCCCUCUGCCGUGUGGACGCCAGGCCGUCGGGGCGCUUCCCCCUCGGGCUUCUGCUGCGGCUCCUCAUCGCGGGCCAAUGGGUGCUGAGCGUGGGAUCAUGCGCCCUGCGGGACUGGAACGCCAUCGUCAUCUUCGCGUGGCUCAUGUUCUGCACCCUCUACAGCGCGUUUGUGUACCCUCUGCAGGUGUGUGUCCAGGACUGGCUGCGGCAGAGCUGCAACCUGAGCGCCGAGUCCAUCGACGUCGAGUUCACGACGCGUAGGUCCAUGCUCUCCGCACUCGUCUGCCUCAACCCCGACACGAAGGAGAAACGCACUGCGUGGAUCGAUCCAAUUCUUCGCCAAUCCGAAGACCGAGACCUGUGGGAGACGGCGCUCCUGAAUUAUAUACUUACCAAGAGGAACCCAGAUGAAGUUACAAGGAAUAAGUAUUGGUGGAAAUUCAUCGAAGAGGGUCAUGAUGCUGGGGACAAGAUGAAGCAGAGGAUCAAAGAUAUCAUGGCAUUAAGCGUUUAG
Trichoderma aggressivum f. europaeum is the source of this 1239-nucleotide messenger RNA. RefSeq lists its product as uncharacterized. The transcript is spliced from 2 exons. The record is from RefSeq and is a predicted model, not a curated record. The coding region runs from base 1 to 1239 and encodes 412 amino acids. NCBI's taxonomy places the organism in Eukaryota, Fungi, Ascomycota, Sordariomycetes, Hypocreales, Hypocreaceae.